UUGGUAAACUACAUCGAUAUACUUUGCUUAAUGAAUGGUAGAGCUGCUAUUUCCGCUUCCAGUGAAUCGUCUUCCUCGUGACAUCCAGCAGCUCUUCCCUUAUCCUCUUUCGCCGUUCAGCAAGGAACGCUGCCGCCGCCGUGUGAUGAGAUGAGAUGGAUUCUCUGCUUCCUCCACGGCCGCUGCCUUCCACCGCCCGUCCUCCUCUCCUCCUCUCGGGAGACCACCACCACACCCGGCUGGCCUUCCCGUCCUCCUCAUGUCCGGCGGUCCGCCUCCUCACUCUCCGGCGGCGCGCCGUGGCCCGUCCAACAACCGCCGACCCAGCGGCGGCGGCGGCGGACCUCAUGGUGGCUCUUGCAGAGGCCGGCGACAUGGCGGGGGCGCAGUCGAUCUGGGCACAACUCCUGCUCAGCUCCGCGGCCCCCUCCCUCGCCGCCGCGGCGCCGCGUCUCCUCCCAGCCUACGCGCGUCUCGGCCAUCCCGACGAGGUCCUCCUCGCCGCGCGGGAGCUCUCCGCGCGCCUCCCUUCCUCCGCCGCGCGGGACAUCUACUCGCUCUCCGUCUCCUCCCUCGGCGCCGCGGGCGAGCUAGCCCUAAUGGAGUCCGCCGUGCGGGAGAUGGCCUCCCGCUUCCCCGGCGGCAUCGACUCCGCCACCGGCAACGCCUUCGUCCAGCACUACGCGGCCUUCGGCACCCUCCCGCAGAUGGAGGCCGCGGUGGGCCGCCUCCGCCGCUCGGGCACCCUCAUCUCCGUCGCCGCCAUCCGCGCCGUGGCGUCGGCAUACAUCUCGCAGCGCAAGUACUACAGGCUCGGCGAGUUCGUCUCCGGCGCCGGGCUGCUCCGCCGCCGGGACGCCGGGAACCUGCUGUGGAACCUCUACCUGCUCUCCUUCGCCGCCAACUUCAAGAUGAAGUCGCUGCAGCGGGGAUUCCUCGAGAUGCUCGCCGCCGGGUUCCGCCCCGACCUCACCACCUUCAACGUCCGCGCCGCCGCCUUCUCCAAGAUGUGCAUGUUCUGGGACCUCCACCUCGCCGCCGACCACAUGCGCCGCGACGGCGUCGCCCCGGACCUCGUCACGCAUGGCUGCUUCGUCGACGCCUACCUCGAGCGCCGCCUCGCGCGAAACAUCCCCUUCGCGUUCCGGCGGCUCGGCACCGGCGCCGGCGAUGAGCCUGCCGUCGCCACGGACGGCAUCGUGUUCGAGGCGUUCGGCAAGGGAGGGUUCCACGCGAGCUCCGAGGCGGUGAUGGAGGCGGCCUGCGCCGGCGGGAAGCGGCGGCGGUGGACGUACUACAGCUUGCUCGACGUCUACCUGAGGAAGCAGCACAGGAAGAACCAAAUCUUCUGGAACUACUGAUCAAAUUACCAGUGAAGUGUAGCCACUAGCCAGUGUGUAUGUUACGAUUUUGCAAGAUGACAACAACACUGAUCAAUUUGUAUUCUCUUCGUAAGAAAGAUUACAGAAUUCACGUCAA
Messenger RNA from Brachypodium distachyon (stiff brome), 1479 nucleotides. RefSeq names its product pentatricopeptide repeat-containing protein At3g42630. Gene Ontology annotation, molecular function: protein binding. The transcript has a single exon. Lineage: Eukaryota; Viridiplantae; Streptophyta; Magnoliopsida; Poales; Poaceae. Bases 156 to 1361 code for a protein of 401 amino acids. The record is from RefSeq and is a predicted model, not a curated record.